Molecule: messenger RNA, 1760 nt
Organism: Eruca vesicaria subsp. sativa (arugula)
Lineage: Eukaryota; Viridiplantae; Streptophyta; Magnoliopsida; Brassicales; Brassicaceae
Source: the annotation of a GenBank genome assembly
AAAACUGCGUUGAGAUGACGAAAAGAGUGCAAUUCUUUGCGUUUUAAAUAAGGAAAAAAAAGGAGAAAACACUGCGAAUAAUUUGGAUUCUUUAUCACGUUUUUAUUUAUAUUUUGGGGGGUUUUGGCUCUACACCUACUCCAAGAAGCCAUCGAAAGUGUUGUUUUAGGGUUUUUUCUUUGACCAGUAGCGAGAGAUCUCUUCAUUUUUUUACAAUGGCUUCCUCUUCUCUCCUCAGAUCCGCCGCCGCCGCUGCUCCUCGCGCUGACCUUUUCUCCUCGUCGCCUUCGUGUGAUCAUUCUAAGGUGCCUUCAAGUCUUGGAUUCAGUCACAGCUUCACAUCACGUAGAUUUUCUGGUGCUGCCGUUGCUAUUGGUUCAUCAUCAUCUCUACAGAAAUGCAAUGCAAGAAGUGUGCAGCCCAUCAAGGCCACUGCUACUCAAGUGCCAGCUGCAGCUCAAAGGUCAAGUAGCACCGGAAAGACAAAGGUUGGGAUCAACGGUUUUGGUCGGAUUGGAAGGUUGGUCCUCCGCAUUGCGACAUCCAGGGAUGAUAUUGAGGUUGUGGCAGUUAAUGACCCUUUCAUUGAUGCCAAGUACAUGGCUUACAUGUUGAGGUAUGAUUCUACUCAUGGAAAUUUCAAGGGAACCAUCAAUGUCAUUGAUGAUUCUACUUUGGAGAUUAAUGGGAAGAAGGUCAAUGUUGUCAGCAAGAGAGAUCCAGCUGAGAUCCCUUGGGCUGAUCUUGGAGCUGAUUAUGUUGUUGAGUCUUCAGGUGUAUUCACCACCCUCUCAAAGGCUGCAUCCCAUCUUAAGGGUGGUGCAAAGAAAGUGAUAAUCUCUGCCCCUUCAGCUGAUGCACCCAUGUUUGUUGUUGGAGUAAAUGAGAAGACAUACCUACCAAACAUGGAUAUAGUCUCCAAUGCAAGUUGUACCACCAAUUGUCUUGCACCGGUUGCUAAGGUGGUCCAUGAGGAAUUUGGCAUUCUUGAAGGCUUGAUGACAACUGUCCACGCAACCACUGCUACUCAGAAGACUGUUGACGGGCCAUCAAUGAAGGACUGGAGAGGAGGCCGGGGAGCUAGCCAGAACAUCAUUCCUAGCUCAACCGGUGCUGCAAAGGCUGUAGGUAAAGUUCUGCCAGAACUUAACGGGAAACUUACGGGAAUGGCAUUCCGUGUACCAACACCAAAUGUUUCCGUUGUGGAUUUAACUGUUCGACUUGAGAAAGGUGCCUCUUAUGAAGAUGUUAAAGCGGCCAUUAAGUUUGCCUCAGAAGGAUCUUUAAAAGGCAUUUUAGGGUAUACAGAUGAAGAUGUUGUCUCAAAUGAUUUCGUCGGUGAUUCAAGGUCGAGUAUCUUUGACGCCAAUGCCGGGAUUGGAUUGAGCAAGUCCUUUGUGAAACUUGUCUCUUGGUACGACAAUGAAUGGGGUUACAGCAACCGAGUGCUUGACCUUAUAGAGCACAUGGCUUUGGUAGCAGCUAGCCGCUAAACACACACACACACACGGUUCUUCCAGAAGCUUGAGACUUUCUACGUUUUUGUGUUCGGUUUGGAUUGGUUUGGUUCUAUUAGAUGCUAGAUCUUUAAUGAGGUUUGGUUUGAAUAACGAGCCUUGCUUAUUUUUGGUUCUCAUUUCAGUAUCUUUCACUCUACGGGAACAUAGAAUUGGUCUAAAAGACAAAACGAUCGACUCAAUAAGAUAUUUGUUGUACUUUACCAAAUUUAAGCUUAUCUGUAGCAUAAGCAACAAUUGUUU